Molecule: messenger RNA, 3491 nt
Organism: Glossina fuscipes
Lineage: Eukaryota; Metazoa; Arthropoda; Insecta; Diptera; Glossinidae
Product: probable RNA helicase armi
Exons: 1
Coding region: 1340-2185 (281 amino acids)
Molecular function (GO): helicase activity
Source: RefSeq, a predicted model, not a curated record
UCGAAUUGGCCAGGGACCGACGAAAGCCGUCGAUGAUGUGUCGUUUAAAGGUUGGCACUAUCCAGAAAUCAAUAUGGGGCUGGCAACAGUGAUGCAAUAUAUGUAUCAGCCAGGAGAGUUGUUGAGUGAUGCGUUAAUUUUAUGAAGCCAUUCGAUAAAAUAAAUACACACAAUAAUUGUUACUUUGUUUUAUAUAUAUUUUGCACAAAAUUACAAUUAUAAUUUACAUAAAAAAGGUAAUAAGUAAGUAAAAGUUACGAUACAGCUGACAUGAUUUAUUGAGCUAACUCAAGGAACAUAAAUAAUUUAAUUUUUAAACUUUUAGACUUAGUGUAUAAGAGGCCUUUUCAAUCUAGCUAUUUCAUCGCAUUCAUUUAGAACAAACAUUGGCAGAAGAUUUACAUGAUUACUCAGUCUAAUCAGAUACUUGUAAGAACAAGGGAAGUAGCGACUUACGGCUAAAAUCUCUCCACUAAAGAAAUAAACGCUACCUAAAUACAUCGGAUGGGCCACGGGAGUGUCCAAUGUGUUUACCUUCUCUGCCAAAAAAACAUUGUUGUUAGUUUAGCUUCUAUUCUUGUAUCUUUUUAUGGCGAAUCGACUCCAAGACGUCACUAACGAUUUAUUUUUCAUUUACUUUACAAAGCACUGUAAGUGAAUGGAUAGUGAUAGUUGUAUUAAGAUUAAUUAGUGGUUACCCAUCGGAAACUUUGAUUUACCUGAACAACUAAAACGGGCAUAUCUUACUUCAAGUUGCAAAAAGGAAAUGUUGGAAGCAAUUGAAUGUAUGUUCCCGAGUCUUCAAGAAGAAUUGAACGUAAAUAACUACGUGAGCCGCUUUCACACACUCGUAUAUUUAGAAGAGAUGGAGUGCCUUGCCAAUAUCCGCAAAUAUAACCGCGAACGAGCGCAUUUUACACGCGAGGGAAAGUAUUUAAGUCUGGACAUAGAACAUCUUUCCGAAAGUCGUCCUUCAUUGAUAAUUGGAGACAGAGUUAAAGCCGAAAACCCCUGGGCCGAAGGCGAAAAUGCCGAACGGAAAUAUAUAGGAGUGAUUCACGAAGUGCUCCGCAAUCGAAUUCUAAUUAGAUUCGAUUACAACUUUCAACAAAGAUAUAAUUACGUAGAUUGUCGUUUAGAAUUUUAUUUCCCACGUUAUGAGUACCAUAAACAACACUACGCCAUCUCACAAGUGGGUGAAAAUUUAGGGAAAUAGUUCUUGUUUCCCUCCCAAGCACAAACGCGAGGAUAUCCGCAAUUAGACAUAAAAUUAAAUAAUGAGAAAAACAUUUUAUUAGACAAUCGUCAGUAUAGAUGGUACAAUUGCAGACUGAACUUUAUGCAGAAUAAACCCUUAGCAUAUAUACUACGAGGAGAAUUUCGCAACAUGCCGUACGUAAUUCUUGGACCUCCCGGCACAAGAAAAACGGCAACGCUAGUGGAGACCAUUUUGCAAAUAUUUAGAUUGGUACCCGGUGCACGUCUGCUUGUAGGCACACCAUCCACUAGUUCUGCUGAUGUAAUAACGACGCGUUUGAUCGAAAACGGCGUGCUCAAAAUGGGUGAGCUUAUACGUCUAGUAUCCCACAAGGAGAUCAAAAAAGGACUUAUACCAGAGCAUUUAAUGCCGUAUUGCGCAACAGGCAACAAAUCCUGGGAUACUGGGCUAAGGUACCGCUCCCAAGAUGAUAUAAUUGUGACUGAAUCCGGACUCAAAGUAAAAUGUCAAAUGAAGUAUUUAAGGCGCCAGCGAAUAACGAUUGGUACUUGUGACACCCUAGGAAAUCUGUUGCAAAUGCGUUUCCCACCCAAUCGUUUUACGCAUAUGCUAAUUGAUGACGCCGGCCAGUGCACAGAACCUGAAAUUAUGGUUGCUGUCGCUCAAGUAUCAAACGAGCGUGGCCAGGUAAUCCUUGUUGGAAAUCCCAAUCGUCAAGCAGCCAUUAUAAACGAAUAUGCUCGUCAACGCGGUUUAUCGACAUCAUUUUUGGAGAGAAUUCUUUCAUUUGCUCCGUACUUACAAAAUUUUGAUCAUUUUCCCUUUGCAUGUGAUUGUUUUAACAGUCGCCUGGUUUUAAGAUUACUCAAUGAUUACCGGUCGUUGCCGGCCAUAUUAAAUGUUUACGAUGAACUGUCGAUACCAACGAUAACAGAGAACUCUAAAGAAGCUGAAAUGCGGAAGUAACUUGACGAUUUACUGCCGCAAUCACCAUAUCGACCCAAAAUACAUGGCAUAUUCUUCCACGGAAUGCGUUCUGAAGAUAUGCAGGGAGAAGACUCGCCGUCGUGGUAUAAUCCUUACGAAGCGAAGAUGGUAAGUUGUCUUUAGUUUAAAAACACAGUAUUUUAUAACAUUUUUUUUUCCAGAUUUCCAAAUUUACUCAGUUUGUAUUUAAUGCAAUCAGGUUUUACUCUUUUAUAAAUAUACGUCUUAAGUUGUAUCGAUGAACAAAUGGCUGCUCAUUUGCGUCAAGAUCUCUUCAAACAGAUUAUUAUUCAAGAUAUCGAGAUCCAGUUCCAGCUGUAGUUAUGUGCAUGACAUAUCUUGGCAGGAAACUUCGUCAUUUAAGCAAAAGCUCUCAAGCUCAAUCCGAACGUGGCACUUCAGUUUGCGAGGAGGCCUUGUCGAAUGUGCGCGCGAUGCGUUCGAUUGCUUGUGAAUACCGAGAGAUGGAGCUUUUUAUAAGCGAAACCAAUGAAGCUGCUCGACUGGCUCAAGAGCUAGGCUGUGGUCUUGCAAUCUUCCAAAGGUUAACAAAUUUCUUUUUAUUAGUUUGGUGCUAUCAACACUUUUUCGGCAUGUCGCAUGUCGCUUGAUGCAUUAAUGGCUUUUCUAGUAGCAGCUCAAGGUUCAAUUUUAUUAAACACAAUGAUACGCGGAAUGACCGCUGGUUCAAGGAUUUUUGAGUUAAUUUCUUUCUCUUAACGGCAAAUAUGUAACAAAUGCAUGCGACAUGGAUUAGGAUUCAUCCAUAACAGGAAACUGCUUAACGUCGCGAUAUCUCGACCUCGUUAUCUCCUAGUAAUCUACGGCAACCCCGACAUAAUCGUUUUGACUGCUCAUUGUCGUAACAUUCUGAUUUGCCGGAAAUUGUCUGACUUGAAUUACUUUUGAUGAUUUAUUUUCUUUAAGAACUUCCACAUUCUUUCAAUUAUCAAUACUGUUAUUAUUAACUCUUCGUGCUGUACUAAAUUAUUUUAUUGCCUUUCUAUAUUUAUAUUAUUAUAAAAUCCUCUCUUCUCAAUGUUGCCUUUGUUUAAUGUUAUACAAUUAAACCAUCGUCUAGUUGGAGCUUAUAGCAACAAACACUUUUUCAGCCGCUUUGAUCAAACUGGCCUUUUCUGUUGCUAUAUAUUAAUUUAUAUAAUUUAUAUUGGAUGGGUUGACAGCGAAGAUUGCGUUUUAAUUCUUUUUUUUUUUUGUUUAUAUUUGAUAUGGAUUGGACCUUUUAACUUAAAUCUAGAUCCAUCAUCCAGUAACUACAUAGAAA